AUGGGCGAAAAGUCGUCUCCGACAGAUUUCAGCGACAUAGUAGAAGUCGACGCUUUGGGAGCUGAGGUUGAGAGAAAGUUUGAAUGCGCCAUCUGCAGCAAGAAGUUCAUCCGGAAGGACCACCUGGAGGUGCACAUGAACAUCCACCUGAAGAUCAGGAAGUAUGAGUGCAUCGUUUGCAAAAAGAAGUUCAUCCAGCAUAGUCACCUCAGCACCCACCUGCAGACGCACACCGCCGAGCGCAAGUUCGAGUGCCUUAUAUGCGGCAAGAAGUUCACCCAGAAAAGGUUUCUGGACAAGCACAUAACCACGCAUGGCGAAGUGAGUUACGACUGCAUCGUGUGUGGUGACAGUUUUAGGAACAUCAACUCCCUCGAGUCGCAUAUUGACCUUCAUAUCGGGGAAGAAAGAAGCAGAUGUGAAGUGUGUAAUAGAAUUUUCCUCAAUGAUUCGUGUUUAAGGAGUCAUAUGGAUGUUCAUGAUGGCGAAAUAGGUGAGACUGAUGUGAAAGUGAAGGAUGAAUAUGAUGGCAAUGAUGUGUCGAGAGAACACGAACAUUCUGUUUUCAAUCAGAGUUUCCCCGUGCAAAGCCCCGACCUAGUUGAUUCUAACGACUCAAAAUUUGAAGUCAAGCAGGAAAAUGAUUAUGAUUCCUACUACAAUUCAGAAUUUUUUAAAUGCUCAAGGUGUAAUGUGACCUUAGACUCAAAACAGAGAUAUAAAGAACAUAUGGCAACUCAUAAAAAGAACAUUAUUUACAGUUGCGAUAUAUGUGGAAAAGGAUUUUCCGUUAAAAUGAAUCUGGUAAGGCAUUUAGAACUGCACAAAGGUGGAAAAGUGUUCCGGUGUGAUAUAUGUGGAAAGAAGUUUAACUUUAAACAUAACCUCAAGAGGCAUCUAGAAACUCAUGACGAAUGA
This is a messenger RNA of Macrobrachium nipponense, 918 nucleotides long. RefSeq names its product zinc finger protein 157-like. Gene Ontology annotation, molecular function: DNA-binding transcription factor activity, RNA polymerase II-specific. The transcript has a single exon. The coding region runs from base 1 to 918 and encodes 305 amino acids. NCBI's taxonomy places the organism in Eukaryota, Metazoa, Arthropoda, Malacostraca, Decapoda, Palaemonidae. Gene Ontology annotation, biological process: regulation of transcription by RNA polymerase II. Gene Ontology annotation, cellular component: nucleus. The record is from RefSeq and is a predicted model, not a curated record.